ACCUUUUUUAGGACAAAACAAAUUUAUUUAUGUCCCAACUUGAAUGCAAAACAAAAUAAAUAAAAUUAUAACUUUUGCAACUUAAUUCUCAUCUCUUACAAUAAUUAUGUUCCGCCGAGUUAGUAAAUUAUCACUUUUAACAACAAAAGAUGAUAGAAUUAAAGUUAUCAACGAACGAAUCAAUUUAACUGAAAAACAUUUGAUGGAACUAUGUACGCAUUUCGCUUCGUGCACUAGGAAAUUGGCUAAAUGCCGAAAUUCCUUUGAUGAGCUGGCCAAAGGGUUCAAAUUGUAUUCAGAAGAAGAGGAUGUUAAUGAGAGUUUGUGUGAAGGCCUAAAGAGUUUUACCAACUCAAUUACUAUUCUGGCUGAUUAUAUGGAUAUUCAGGUCCAUCGGAUGGAACUGAAAAUUGUCAAUGAACUAUCUCAAUUUGAAAAUAUUUGUAAGGCAACUCGAGAAAGCCUUCGCAUAGCAGUUCUAGCCAGGGAUAAGGAAGUGCUUCGUCAAAAACAAAUGAUGGAUAUAAAAUCGAAGUUUUCUGCUAACACAUCAGCUGCUGAUUCCGAACUUAUCAAAGCCAAGCUUGAAGUUAAUCGAACAAAUAAAGAAAUCGACGAAAUUAUUUAUAAUUUUGAAAAACGUAAACUAAAUGAUGUUAAGAAAAUUCUAAAUGACUUUGUCCUGAUUUCGAUGAAACAGCAUACAAAAGCAUUAGAAGCUUUAUCAGCGACUUGUUAUGAUAUUUCGAAUAUUGAUGAAAAUCAUGAUUUGAAAGAAUUUCAAAAACUUAUGAAAAUCGAUGAUGAUUCAAAGAAGAAAAGUUCACUAAAGAAAGGACUUCGAGCUGCACAUUCGAUGGAUAAUUUGGACAGAGAUGAUUUAAUGAGUCCGGCUAAGAAUAAGAAGCGAUUAUCGAAGAGCACUAAGAAUCUUUCAACUGAAACUCAGAGCGAUGAUGAUGAUGAUGAAGAUGAGGAUGAUGAUGACUCUGAUGCUGAGUCAAUCGAUGAAGAAGAAGAAUCCAAUAGUGAAAGUGAACAAUCUAACUCACAAGAUGAACAACAAUCAAUAGAAUCUGAAUCAGACAUCCCUGAGAAACCAAAAAAGCCCAACUUCCGAAUUGCAAAACCAAAACCUAGAACAUCAAUUGGAAUACCUAAAGAAUCUACACCAUCAACAUCAGCAUUUGCUGGUCGCAUGGUUACCGUUAGUGAAACUAAAGGCGAUCCACCAACUGCAACGCCCCGUCAAGCAAUCGAUUGCACUGGAAGAAAAAAAUCAAACUACAAUGAAUAAAGUUCUAUAAACUAAUA
Messenger RNA from Episyrphus balteatus (marmalade hoverfly), 1314 nucleotides. It is a transcript of the gene Fam92, whose product is annotated as CBY1-interacting BAR domain-containing protein homolog. Gene Ontology annotation, cellular component: ciliary transition zone; ciliary basal body. The record is from RefSeq and is a predicted model, not a curated record. Gene Ontology annotation, biological process: cilium assembly. Bases 107 to 1297 code for a protein of 396 amino acids. Lineage: Eukaryota; Metazoa; Arthropoda; Insecta; Diptera; Syrphidae. The transcript has 6 exons.